CAGAGUGUGACAGUGUCUACCGUGCGGGAAAGAACUCUCUGCCAUCCACUGGAGUUGUGCGAAUGGAGAGAAAUGUGUGUGAAGCCCAUGUCUUUGGUGAAGCCACACAUGACUAUCUACAGGUGUCUUUGUAGGCAAAGCAAAUGCUUGGCUUCUUAUUCAGACAAGUGUCUUUUAGGCUGUCUCUCGUGCACACCUUCUCUCUCUUCCUUUUCUCUUCAUAUUUUAUUAUUGCAAGCCUCAACGUUUGACUGUAAUCCAUCCAGGUCGGUUUUUGGAUCAUGGUCCAACUUCUCCCUUCACUUAAUGUGUAACCAGAUGACAUAUUCCUCAGUCAAAGGUCAUUCUCCUGUGUGAAUUGAAAUACAAUCUAUGGACAAGUAAUUCCACUGAGAGGUACAGGACACUACUGCGGUGCAUUGGACAUCCCUGAUAAGAAAGGUUGCUCAGUAAGUGCAGUAGUUCUAAGAUUUGAAUGAAAGGCAUCUGCCAUUCUCUAUCCAGAGGUGGUCCCGUUGACUAGUAGACCCAGCUGUAUACACUGAGCUAACAUCUUACUCAUACCUUCAUUCCUCAGAAUUGAAUUGAGGGCAAAGGUUCAAUAGUCUACCUGUUGCUGUCCGCUUCCUCCCAGCUCAGCUCCUAUAACUGCUGUCAGUGGGAAAGAGGUACGGAUAGUUUAUUUGAUCCAUUAUUUCACCACCUGCGAGUCCAUACGUUAGCGACUUCAACUGACCGGGGAUAUGGAAGAAGCCCUCAACAGCACUAUACAUCCGACCUGUUUACAAGAACCUCCGCUGGCUGUCGAUAUCAUAAAGCAGCUGGAUGUCUUUGGGGUGGCUCUGUACUCAAUGCUGACCCUCAUGUCUACAAUGUCCCUGCUACUAUACCUGGAGGAGUGUGUGUUUAUCUAUAGAAAAGUCCCGUCUCCCAAGAAGACAACUAUUAUGUGGGUAAAUGGAGCUGCACCGGUCAUUGCUACCAUGGCUUGUUUUGGUAUGUGGAUCCCAAGGGCAACCAUGUUUACAGAUAUGACCUCUAAUUCGUACUUUGCAGUGGUGGUGUAUAAGGUCUUAAUUCUGCUGAUAGAGGAGAGUGGGGGUAGCGAGACCUUUCUGAAGCGCAAUUACAAGAAAACCUUCAAGAUCAGUACAGGACCAUGCUGCUGCUGCUGUCCUUGCCUGCCCCGCGUUCUGGUCACACGGCGUAUGUUAUUCCUGCUGAAGCUGGGGGCUCUUCAGUAUGCUAUCUUAAAGACACUUCUCUCAAUCCUCUCCAUAAUAUUGUGGACCAACGGCAACUUUGAUAUUUCUGGUCUUGAGAUCACAAACACGGCGAGUUGGAUCAACCCAUUUAUAGGGGUUCUCACCAUCAUCUCCCUUUGGUCUGUCGCCAUCAUGUUCAUGAACACAUGCAACACACUGCGUAGCGUCAGGAUCAUACCUAAGUAUGCCAUGUACCAGCUGGUGCUGGUGCUCAGUCAGCUGCAGACGGUCAUUAUUAACGUCCUGGCCUUGGAUGGAGCCAUUGCCUGCUCCCCGCCCUUCUCCUCUAGAGCCCGUGGCACCAUGUUGAGUCAGCAGCUAAUGAUUGUGGAGAUGUUCAUCAUCACCCUGGUCACCCGGGCAUUGUACCGCCGCACUUAUGACCCACUGCCCUCCGACCCCCACGAGACUGACAACGACCAGAACACCAAUAUCAGCCCACAGGCACCACAGUGGGAGCCUGCUGCCUGAGAGAUUGUGGUGGAGUGAAUAGAGAGAGUGGUGUGUGUGUGUGUGUGUGUGUGUGUGUGUGUGUGUGUGUGUGUGCUUGUGUGUGUGUGUGUGUGUGAGAGAUGUAUCAACAGGCUUUAAUAACCUCACUAUAUAACCUCACAAAUAUUAAUUUACAGUAGCUAGGUUUCGAACCUGUUGGCACAGAUUUUCAUUUGAAUAUUCUAAAAUAUGCAGAAAUCAAAUAUGUGAAUUUUCCCACAAGAGAUGUGUUUCCAUCAAAAUUACUUGUAGAUAAAAUUAUUUGCAUGAUGACAUAGUGCUACUGGUGCACAUAAAAAUGACUUUUGCGGGUAAAUUCCCAUAUACCGAAUAAAAAAUUACAAGUAAAAUGGGUUUCCAUCGCAUUUUCAACUCUACUGAUGGCUUUGUCACAAAAAAAUAUUGUGUUAUUUAGCGAAUGUGCCCACUCUAGUAUUGGCACGUUCGCUCUAGCCAACAGCUCGUUCGGGUAUAGCCUACAAAAAUGAGAUUAUUAUGGACAAAAGAACAAGAUUAUUUUUAUUUGUCAAAUGGCAGUCAAGCAUCGAUCAUCAUGUCACCAAAAUAAGACCCCCGAUAUUUAUUGGAACGGAGCAUCAAGCUCAUCACUUUAGGCUUUCACCACAGACAGAGACACAGACCAGACAAGGUUGGAGGGCAUUUCGGUAGAAUGCGUUCAGUUGUGCAACUGACUUGGUAUCCCCUUUCUUCUUUUCCACCCUGUGAAGUUUAUCCUAAAUGAUUUCAUCUGUAACCUACUUAACUUCAUACCUUCCCGAGUCAUAGUGGUAGGACCACACAGCAUGUCAUCGCGUGACUUCAAAUGUACUUCUAUAUUAUGGUUAGUAUAUCAAUAUUUGAGAACAAAAGCGUUUCCGCCGACAUUUCUAGCAUAAGGAAUUUUACCGACAUUAGAAAAUCCUACCUUGCCUAGUAUAUUAUGUUUAGUUGAAAUGUGGAAAGUUUACCAACAAAUGUUCUGUUUCCCAUCAGGCCUGUCAUGACAUUUUUUAUCCGACAUGUACAUUACUCGCAUAAAAAGGUUGGAUGGAAACCUGGUUACUAUUGUUGUAUUUUUAUGACUUUUGUCUUGAUUGUGUCCUAUAUUCUGCUGUUGUAGUUUUUGGUUAAUCCUGUAGGCCUAUAACAUAGGCUACAGUAAUUCUAUUUUAAAAGUUUAGUUGUAUUAUGCUGAAUAUAACGUUCGGACAUAUACCUCCAACAACAACAUAUGUGUCCCAUCCAUAUUGCCUCAGCUCUUAGCACGGCUAUGUGGAGUUGGAUAUGUGAGGGUUUUGGAAAUACGUUAUAAACCAAAAUGGGUUAAAUAGUUGGAUAAAAUGUGUAUUUUGUAUUCAUAUCAAUAAAUAUAGUGUAUUACAUCUUUA
Molecule: messenger RNA, 3145 nt
Organism: Oncorhynchus nerka (sockeye salmon)
Lineage: Eukaryota; Metazoa; Chordata; Actinopteri; Salmoniformes; Salmonidae
Product: organic solute transporter subunit alpha-like
Exons: 9
Coding region: 744-1736 (330 amino acids)
Biological process (GO): transport
Cellular component (GO): membrane
Molecular function (GO): transporter activity
Source: RefSeq, a predicted model, not a curated record